AUGAAAUGUGUGUCAUCUGUUGCUUAUUCAGUGGUCAUUAAUGGGCACAGAGGAGAUAAAUUUGUACCAACCAGAGGACUUAGACAAGGUGACCCAUUAAGCCCGUUUUUAUUCCUGAUAUGUGGUGAAGGUUUAUCGAGUUUACUGAGGUUAGCAAUGAAGAGAGAUUGUCACAAAGGAAUACGGGUGAACAGGUAUGGUCCGCAGGUAUCUCAUCUUUUAUUUGCUGAUGAUUGCAUACUGUUUGGAGAGGCAAUGAGGAGGGUUGCAAACAUUAUAAAGGAUAUUCUUUGUGAAUUCAAAGUUUGCUCAGGACAAUGUGUAAAUUUUGACAAAUCAACGGUAUUCUUUAGUAAAAACACGUUGGAGGAGGAUAAGAGACAGGCGGUCAAUGUGUUGGGGGUACGUAGGACCAGUGAACCUGAAUGA
Molecule: messenger RNA, 429 nt
Organism: Gossypium raimondii (Peruvian cotton)
Lineage: Eukaryota; Viridiplantae; Streptophyta; Magnoliopsida; Malvales; Malvaceae
Exons: 1
Coding region: 1-429 (142 amino acids)
Source: RefSeq, a predicted model, not a curated record